Molecule: messenger RNA, 3063 nt
Organism: Knipowitschia caucasica
Lineage: Eukaryota; Metazoa; Chordata; Actinopteri; Gobiiformes; Gobiidae
Source: the annotation of a GenBank genome assembly
AUGUGUGACGUCAUUUGUGACGUCAUGUGUGACGUCAUGUGUCACGUCAUGUGUCACGUCAAGUGUGACGUCAUGUGUGACGUCAUGUGUGACAUCAUGUGUGACGUCAUGUGUGACAUCAUGUGUGACGUCAUGUGUCACGUCAUGUGUCACUUCAUGUGUGACGUCAUGUGUGACAUCAUGUGUGACGUCAUGUGUCACGUCAUGUGUGACGUCAUGUGUGACAUCAUGUGUGACGUCAUGUGUCACGUCAUGUGUCACUUCAUGUGUGACGUCAUGUGUAACAUCAUGUGUGACGUCAUGUGUCACGUCAUGUGUGACAUCAUGUGUGACAUCAUGUGUCACGUCAUGUGUGACGUCAUGUGUGACAUCAUGUGUGACGUCAUGUGUCACGUCAUGUGUCACGUCAUGUGUCACGUCAUGUGUGACGUCAUGUGUGACAUCAUGUGUGACGUCAUGUGUGACGUCAUGUGUCACGUCAUGUGUGACGUCAUGUGUGACAUCAUGUGUCACGUCAUGUGUGACGUCAUGUGUGACGUCAUGUGUGACAUCAUGUGUGACGUCAUGUGUGACAUCAUGUGUGACGUCAUGUGUCACGUCAUGUGUGACGUCAUGUGUGACGUCAUGUGUGACAUCAUGUGUGACGUCAUGUGUGACAUCAUGUGUGACGUCAUGUGUCACGUCAUGUGUGACGUCAUGUGUGACGUCAUGUGUAACAUCAUGUGUGACGUCAUGUGUCACGUCAUGUGUGACAUCAUGUGUGACAUCAUGUGUCACGUCAUGUGUGACGUCAUGUGUGACAUCAUGUGUGACGUCAUGUGUCACGUCAUGUGUCACGUCAUGUGUCACGUCAUGUGUGACGUCAUGUGUGACAUCAUGUGUGACGUCAUGUGUGACGUCAUGUGUCACGUCAUGUGUGACGUCAUGUGUGACAUCAUGUGUCACGUCAUGUGUGACGUCAUGUGUGACGUCAUGUGUGACAUCAUGUGUGACGUCAUGUGUGACAUCAUGUGUGACGUCAUGUGUCACGUCAAGUGUGACGUCAUGUGUGACGUCAUGUGUGACGUCAUGUGUGACGUCAUGUGUGACGUCAUGUGUGACAUCAUGUGUGACGUCAUGUGUCACGUCAUGUGUCACGUCAUGUGUCACUUCAUGUGUGACAUCAUGUGUGACAUCAUGUGUGACGUCAUGUGUCACGUCAUGUGUGACGUCAUGUGUGACAUCAUGUGUGACGUCAUGUGUCACGUCAUGUGUCACGUCAUGUGUGACAUCAUGUGUGACGUCAUGUGUCACGUCAUGUGUGACGUCAUGUGUGACAUCAUGUGUGACGUCAUGUGUCACGUCAUGUGUCACGUCAUGUGUGACAUCAUGUGUGACAUCAUGUGUCACGUCAUGUGUGACGUCAUGUGUGACAUCAUGUGUGACGUUAUGUGUCACGUCAUGUGUCACGUCAUGUGUCACGUCAUGUGUGACAUCAUGUGUGACAUCAUGUGUGACGUCAUGUGUCACGUCAUGUGUGACGUCAUGUGUGACAUCAUGUGUCACGUCAUGUGUCACGUCAUGUGUGACGUCAUGUGUGACAUCAUGUGUCACGUCAUGUGUGACGUCAUACCUCCUGCAGUCCCUGCGUGCUCAGACCUCCAGCAGUCCCUGUGCUCAGACCUCCUGCGGUACCUGUGCUCAGACCUCCAGCAGUCCCUGUGCUCAGACCUCCAGCAGUCCCUGUGCUCAGACCUCCUGCAGUCCCUGCGUGCUCAGACCUCCUGCAGUCCCUGUGCUCAGACCUCCUGCAGUCCCUGCGUGCUCAGACCUCCUGCAGUCCCUGUGCUCAGACCUCCUGCGGUACCUGUGCUCAGACCUCCAGCAGUCCCUGUGCUCAGACCUCCUGCGGUACCUGUGCUCAGACCUCCAGCAGUCCCUGUGCUCAGACCUCCAGCAGUCCCUGUGCUCAGACCUCCUGCAGUCCCUGCGUGCUCAGACCUCCUGCAGUCCCUGUGCUCAGACCUCCUGCAGUACCUGUGCUCAGACCUCCAGCAGUCCCUGUGCUCAGACCUCCUGCAGUCCCUGUGCUCAGACCUCCAGCAGUCCCUGUGCUCAGACCUCCUGCAGUCCCUGUGCUCAGAUCUCCUGCAGUCCCUGUGCUCAGACCUCCUGCAGUCCCUGUGCUCAGACCUCCUGCAGUACCUGUGCUCAGACCUCCAGCAGUCCCUGUGCUCAGACCUCCUGCAGUACCUGUGCUCAGACCUCCAGCAGUCCCUGUGCUCAGACCUCCUGCGGUACCUGUGCUCAGACCUCCAGCAGUCCCUGUGCUCAGACCUCCAGCAGUCCCUGUGCUCAGACCUCCUGCGGUACCUGUGCUCAGACCUCCAGCAGUCCCUGUGCUCAGACCUCCAGCAGUCCCUGUGCUCAGACCUCCUGCAGUCCCUGCGUGCUCAGACCUCCUGCAGUCCCUGUGCUCAGACCUCCUGCAGUCCCUGCGUGCUCAGACCUCCUGCAGUCCCUGUGCUCAGACCUCCUGCAGUACCUGUGCUCAGACCUCCAGCAGUCCCUGUGCUCAGACCUCCUGCAGUCCCUGUGCUCAGACCUCCUGCAGUCCCUGUGCUCAGACCUCCUGCAUCGGACAGUCUGAGGAUCUGCUGCAGUCGGACAGACGGAGGAUCUGCUGCAGUCGGACAGACGGAGGAUCUGCUGCAGUCUGACAGUCUGAGGAUCUGCUGCAGUCUGACAGACGGAGGAUCUGCUGCAGUCGGACAGACGGAGGAUCUGCUGCAGUCUGACAGUCUGAGGAUCUGCUGCAGUCGGACAGACGGAGGAUCUGCUGCAGUCGGACAGACGGAGGAUCUGCUGCAGUCGGACAGACGGAGGAUCUGCUGCAGUCGGACAGACGGAGGAUCUGCUGCAGUCGGACAGACGGAGGAUCUGCUGCAGUCGGACAGACGGAGGAUCUGCUGCAGUCGGACAGACGGAGGAUCUGCUGCAGUCGGACAGACGGAGGAUCUGCUGCAGUCGGACAGACGGAGGAUCUGCUGCAGUCGGACAGACGGAGGAUCUGCUGCAGUCUGA